This is a messenger RNA of Gadus chalcogrammus (walleye pollock), 3358 nucleotides long. RefSeq names its product DET1- and DDB1-associated protein 1-like. The transcript has 5 exons. Gene Ontology annotation, cellular component: Cul4-RING E3 ubiquitin ligase complex. The record is from RefSeq and is a predicted model, not a curated record. NCBI's taxonomy places the organism in Eukaryota, Metazoa, Chordata, Actinopteri, Gadiformes, Gadidae. Gene Ontology annotation, biological process: positive regulation of proteasomal ubiquitin-dependent protein catabolic process. The coding region runs from base 323 to 637 and encodes 104 amino acids.
GCUCCUCUUAAAGAUACCGCCCACAUGGAUGAAAAACAAAAUUAGCUAGCAUAGCCACUGUACCGUUAAUGUUUACCAUUCGUCGAUUCUACUCGAGUAUUUAUCAGUGUGGUGCGAUUAUAACGGAUUACUCAUUUCCGGUUGUGAUGCAGCUGUAACUGUCAGUUAUCAUCAGAAGUGUGUGAAUUGGUAAACGGUGUACUGUGUUGGGGUAUAUGUAGGCUAGGAAGUAGCUAAGAGAGCUAACAGCAACUUGAGCCCACAACUGUUCCUGGAGUCCGUCUCCCUGAACUCCGUAUGCUCCCACUGCCAGGACUCAGCCAUGGAUAAGGCAGACUUUCUGAAAGGAUUACCUGUCUACAACAAACACAACUUCAGCAGAUUCCAUGCGGACUCUGUGUGCAAGGCUUCGAACCGACGACCAUCGAUUUACAUCCCAACUCGCGAGUAUCCUUCUGAACAAAUUAUUGUCACGGAAAAAACAAAUAUCUUGCUACGAUAUCUUCAUCAGCAGUGGGAUAAAAAGCAGAAUGCAGGCAGGAAGCGGGACCCGGACCACGCAGAAGGGGAGAGCGCCGCGCCUCCUCGGAAGAUGGCCAGAACAGACAGCCAGGAGCUGAACAACGAUGCAACAUGAAACCACGUCCACCAAGAACAAAUACAUACAACUCUUUGCACACAUGGAGACAUAUUCUGUAGAUGACUCAAAUACAGAUUCAGGUAAUCGGGAAGCAAGCCAAAGCCCUGUCUCGGAGGGACACCGGUAAAGGUAGGAGGGCUGACCACUGUCAUCAAACAGAAUAUUCUCUUUAAAUGACACCAAGAAUGAUGAGGACUGAUUUAGUUUGAUUUUCUUUGUUUUGAAAGAUUUUCCAGUUUGAAGUGCUUUCGAGUUUUGGAUAGGUCUUUUUUGACCAAACCCAGAUUCACUUCAAUGUUGUGGUUUUAUGCAUGUUCAUUUUACCCUAAUCAAUCCAUUGUUAAACGCUUCACAAUAUUGUACAAAGCAAUGUCUUCAUCUCCAUCAACAUUUCACUCCCAUUAGUGACUGCAAACGUUUUGAGAAGUUUAUAAUGUUUAUCCAUUCUUCCUUUUACUAAUACGAUUAAUUUCUUGUUUUGUGAUUUCAGAUAUGCAUGCGUUGUAUACAUUCAUAUUUCAGUGAAUUUGAGAUGUAUUAGAGAUCAGGAAUCCCCCUUAAAGCAUCCACUGCCUAACCAUGGCCUGUCCUAACCCCAACCAAACGUCACCUUUAAGUUGCUUAUUUUUAAGAAGGAAAAAAAAAGCUUUUAUUCAGACUAAAUUGGUAUCCAUUUAGACUCAGGAGGAAUGAUCUAUUGCGGUGGCCUUAAGUAGAAGUUUUCAGAAUUUUAAAGAAUAUGGGUGUUUUCCCCAUUGCUCACAUUGGGGAAGUUGAGGGAAUGCACAUACAGCUGGUCUUAGCUUGAAUAUUUUUUCCCUUCACUCAUUCAUGCUAACUAUAGCUGGACCAGAAAAAGUAAACACUUUUGUACCAUUUGGACAGCAGGAUUUUGUAGCAUUAUUCCAUAUGAUGUAGAGGACUUCAGAAUCCAAUCAGCACUGCAUUUGUUUAUAAAAGUAUCUCAUAAAAGUCUUUGACUAACCAAGCUCUCUUUACAAAUAGAUUCAGUUUUCUCUAGUGGGUUCACCGGACUGAUAACUGGUUGGUAUAUUACAAAUAUUUUGGUAAGCAACUACUUAAUUGUUAAAGGUUAUUUUUAUUUGUGCCGUUUGCUGUUAAGUGGGAAAUGUGUUUGAAAUAACAUAGUGGACUUUUUGCUGCUACUUGUAAAGUAUUUUUUAUUUUAUGGUUGUAUAUUUGUAAAUGAUGUAUAGUUCAAUCUGGUCCAGCGUUCUCUGUCAGACUCUGAGCUUAUCAGGGGGUCACUUCUACAGGGGCUCAUGAAGCGAGAGGCGGAUGAAGUAUAAAAAUAAUAAAGGUUUGACAUUAUUGCAUGUUUGCACUUUUGGGGAAAAUAUUUGUUCUAUAAUUGGAUAAGUUCAAACCAUUACAGAAAGUUAACACUUAACAGCUUGGACCUAUGUCUCAAUUUCUUUACAGUUUUUACAGUUACUCGAUUGCUCUGCACCAAUAUCUGGUAUUUCCAUAACUGUUUUACUUGUGCUUCAUCAUUAUGCCUGGGUAUGUACCUAAACAAAUGGUUGGCUUCAAUCUGUGCAUAAUACAAGGUGGACAGAAGAUUUAAUUAGCAUUUCCCUUGGUUCUGUUGGCGGUUUCUAGUUUAAAUGUAUCGCUUUCACGCCAAGUUUUUAUACAACAUGACUCAGUCACUCACAAUGCAGCAUAAAAAAGGAAAAUAAGACAUACACCAAACCUUUUUUGUUGGUUUCUCAUACAAAGGACUUUAUAGUGUUGUAGAUGAGCGGUUAAAAUAAAUGUUUACGACCACUUGCAUUUUAAUACCUUUUUGAUUCAAUUACAUGCAAAGCGAUCAGAAGCAAAUUUCCUCUUGUGCUAAAACUGCUCGUGUAUAUAACCUUCUGAAUUGAAGCAUGCAGAAUUCAUUGCAUGGCUUAUCAUUUAUUAAUAUCUAUGCAACAUUUCAAGUUUCAGUUGUUUUCAUGAUGGAUGUUUAUUUAUGUAAAGUGAGAUUCUUGUUUUAUCACAGAGGUACAUUCUCUAAUGUAGUAAAAUAAUUCAUAGAAAAUUAAAAGGUAAGAAAAAUAGAAUAUAAUUUUUCACAGUCACGGUGGAUAAAUAAUCUGAGCUAUUGCGGAAGAAUACAAUGGCUUUGAAAGUGCUUGAAAAGAACGGAAGAACAGAAAACAAUACGUAUCAUAUGGAGGGCAUGGUCUCAUGCACACAUGCAUUUUAAGACAAUCACUGGGACAACAACCAUUGAUGUUGUAUACAUGGCCUCUCGAUGACCGGCACGUGGCUUUCUGAGCAGUAGGUGUACCUUUCCAAGGCCAUAGGGCAUGCAACCUCGGGCUAUUAAGUCCUCAAAACACUUACUUUACAAUGUGCACAUGGAAGCUAUACAGUGAUGUUGGAUUCUUUAUAUUGCUUUUGGUGUAAAAGCAGUUUGCAUCAAGAGUGAACGUCUACUGGUUUCUGCCCAUUAUUGUCUGUCGUUACCCCUAAAGGGGUCCUACACAGGAUGUGCUCAAUGUGGCCGCUGAUAGUGGGCUGCCGGUGGGUUUUAUGGAGGUGAGCGUCCGUCGCAAUGUGAGACCAUCCAGAUCUCAUCACAUUGUUUCUCUCUGAACAUCGGUCUGGCCUCCAUCCUGGUGAAUCUCUUCACCAAAAAUCAAAAAAAUGAUUAGGACCACUCUGUGCUAGCCGUGGGAGAUGAAGUGCAUGAAGAACUCGCAA